GCGCGGCGCCACAGCCUUCCCAACAUGGCGACGGAGCCGGCGCCGCCCGAGGGCUCUAAGCCGCUGAGCGGGCUCCUGAGCGGCAUCGCGCAGGCCACGUACUACGGCACCGCCGGCAUCACCGAGGAGCUGCUGCGCGGCCAGCUCUACCCCGAGGCGGCGCCCGAGGAGUUCCGCGCGCUGCUGACCAAGCUCACGGCCGCGCUCAAGUCAAUAGCCUCAGCAGACAUGGAUUUGAACCAACUGGAAGCCUUUCUUACUGCCCAAACCAAAAAGCAAGGAGGUAUCACAGCAGAUCAAGCAGCAGUCAUUGCAAAAUUUUGGAAAAGCCACAGAACAAAGAUUCGAGAGAGCCUGAUAAAUCAAAGCCGGUGGGACAACACCUUGAGAAAUGUGAAUUGGAGAGUAGAUUUGAAGUCACAGUCAAGACACAUUGAUCAAAUAAACACCCCUGUUGCAAUAGUUGAAAUGGAGCUGGGGAAAAAUGGGAAGGAAUCUGAUUUUCUGUGUCUGGAGUUUGAUGAAGCCAGAGUGAAUCAAAUGUUGAAGAAACUGUCUGAGAUCGAAGAGAGCAUAAGCACACUGACUCAGACCACUUGACCAUCACGAUAAAGAGGUUGCGGCUCAGAACAUCAAUGACCUUAGUACUUUUUUCUUUUUCUAUUUUUUAUUCAUUAAAUUGGUGCCAUAAUCUUCCACUUGCAUUUAAUCAUAACAUUUUUUAAAAGCCCAGUCUCCUUUCUGUCACUGUGGAACACUUUCUCGUAGGACUGUUCCCGUUGAUGGGCUAUUUGCCUAAGUGCUUAACCACUGAGUAAGGCUUUGCAUAAUCAAGUCUGGUGUAUCAGAGGAGUUUGGCUUUUCUCUUCCUGUCUCUCAGUGAUUUGUUGCGUCUUCCGGCUCUUACGAAUAUUGAGCCAACUACUGGGCCAAAGUUAAUACCAAAGAUAAAUUGAACAGCCUGUAGAAGAAGACAGAGACAGGUUAAAGGCAGCUGAGGAUUUUCCUUAUAAAGUCAAAGCGGUCUAGGAUCACUUUUCUCCAUUCCAAUUAGUACCCAAGAUGGAAAACUGACCCCUCAGCCCAAGUCGGGGAUACAGUCUGUUAUGCACUGUGUUUCAAAAAACUAACAAAACCUCAAACAAGUGGAUCCAUGUGAGAUUAAGAGGGAAAAUUGCCCCAGGUAAAGAAAAAGUGUGAAAGAGGGUUUCUGAUUAAUCUUCUAGCUCCCAUCAUACUUUGAAUUCCAUAAGCAAAUCUAACUAUACCAUUCAGAACACUGUUGAAAAGAGUUGCCAGAUUAUGUAAUGGAAGCAAAUGAGUCAGCCAUUCCAAAGCAUGAGGAAGAACCCCUUGGUGAAUAUAUUAUAUGGCCCUAUUUUUCCUUUCUCAACCAGGGUAUAAAUAUUGGAGCAAAUAGAAACCCCAGAUAGGAAAUAACUUCAGUUUGUUAACAGACUUUUUCCCAAUUUAACAUGUUUAUCACUGCCUCGUGGUGUUUAACUCUUAUUUACUCACAAAGGAUGUCAUUUUACAAAAUGCGAAGCAAUCCUAACUCUUGUGGAUUCAUAUUAAGCACAGAUUUGGCCCUCAGUCUUCAUUCCACUGGAUAAAGAAAUGAAACCAUCAUGCAAUGAAGAUGUGCAGGAUAGAAACCUUUAUUUUUAUCUGUUAACCUAAGACCAUUGUCAGACAGGAGUAGAUCAGUCCAAAUACAAUUUUCAUUUCAUUUAGGACCCAAAGAAGUCGCAGGAAGUUUUGACACUGCCUUAUUUAAGCCUCUGUGUGUGUGUGCAUGUGUCUGUAAGUGCCGUUUAUUUUGGAAGUGCUGUUUGCAGAUACAGAAUUUUUCCGACUGAUAUGUCUUAAACAGAGGUUUGUUUUUAGUGCACUCACUUUAAAACAAAUUUCAUUUUUCUCAACCCACUUCCUCCCUUUCCUUGGGCUGCCAACGGGAUGUUUCUUUUAUUCAGUAGUAGUCAUGCUACUGAGAAUUUUGAUAGUCUUCCGUGUCAGCUUUUCCUUACCAAAAAUGGAAGACCCUUUUUUCUUUUUUUUUGUGGCUGUUGCGUUAUACAUUCUCCAUAGAUAGAAGACAAACUGCAUUGCCCGGAAAGAUUUGGCCAGGAGAAUUUUCCAUCUUUACUAGGUUGUGUUUGCUAUUAUACUGAAGAACAUCAGUAAGGUGACCAAAGAAAAAAAUAAGGAAGAUGUUUGAAAAGAUUAAGGUGGCAAAACGAAGUGCAAGAAAAAUAAGCCUCAACUCAGGCAAACUGACCCACCAUGCUAUUGAAAUCUGUGUCUGUAUGAAGCCUCAGGGUGAAGUCAUAGAGUGCUAAGACCUAAAAUGUGUGCAUGGGAGAAGGUGGAGCUAAUGUUUGUGUGCAUUGAUCAACAAACAGUUAUCUAAAACUUUUAUUUCAGUAGCACCUUGAGGUCCCAACUGUAGUGCCUAGGUUCUGCAAAAUAUACACCAUUGCAUACUUCCAGCUUCCCUACGUCUUAUAAUGUAAAACAGCAAGUAUGAGAUACAAAGAGUUAAGGGGUUGAGAGACAAGUAUACACAUUCUGUAUUUCUUUGCCUUCUAUGUCCAUGAUGACCCAGAAAGUGUGACAGUUUCUCAUCGGGGCAAUAACUGUGCAGCCAGCACCAUUCUUUCUAUUGGCUGGAGCAAUUCUGGAGUGACAGGCCAAGAUUCUGCAUUCCCAGUAGUGACCACUUUACUUUUUCUAUUAUUCAUGGCUAAACGCAUCUACCCAUUAGGGUAGAGGUUGCAUCGAUUAUUUCAGUUUAUUUGAGCCUCUUUGUAAACUGCCCCUAGAGCUAAAAUUAUACUACGUGUCUGUACUGAGAUAGUGAUGACAGCAUAAAAUACUGAUGUGUGAUAAUUAAAGAACAUUUCAUUGUCUCCUCAUGUGAGUUUAUUGCUUGUAAAGAAGCCAGAUUGAUUGCACUUGGAAACAAAUUCUCCCUCUGCAGACUAAGGCAAGGAGGGAAUGUCCUGCCCAUCCAGUCAAAAUUGUGAUGCACCACCAGAGUAAAUCCAUGCUGGCACCCUUGUGGCCUGUACCAAGCAGAAUAACUAGGGGUGGGCAAGAAGGGCCCCAGCUUCAGGCACAGACAGAGAGAGGAAACAAGAUUGGUAGCCAAUGCUGCUGCCACCCAGGGUGUAAAACUGACUUGUUAGGCCUCUGCUUGCACCUCCCAUCUCUCCUUGUGAGUGGUUUCCCUCUAUGUAAGGACUUUACAGGCUUCUAUUUCCCAUUUUUCUUCUUGUUAUCAGAGACCUUUAUUGCCAUUUCUUAAGCUUAUCCCCAUCAAAGACUGAGCAAAUGCUGCUUUUUGCCACUUGCCCCUGAUUUUGAGUAAUCCCAUCCAGGCCCAAACAAAACACUCCCUUGACAGUCUGCUAGUGACACACAAAGAUAGGAUGCUGCCUAGCCACCAUUGCCUGGCUACUCCUAAUCUGCUGUCCUUGCAGGGACCCCAGCACUGAGGGGAAACAUGGAGAAUGCAUUAGAGACUGGAUACACACAGAAAAGUAAUUGGCCAGUAAUUUCAGUGAUCAAUUUCAAGGCAAGUCCUGUGGCAGUUGAUGUUUAUCACAUGGUUAGGUGAGAAUUUUACCUGCAGUGGCAUGUCUACAUGUGCACAUUUAAUAUGCAUUAGCCCAAUUUAAGGUGCAUUAAGAGUGCGCAUCUACACGUGUGUGCCCUUAAUGCGCCUUAAAAAUGGUGAUUUUAGGCUGUUUGAUCUUAAAUUUGAUAAGGCAGUUAUCAAAUUUAUGUGCAAACAGCUAAGUCGCAUUAGCAAGCCCUUAGAUGCGCUAAUGCGCAUUAAUUCAGUGUGUGUCCGUUGACUUUGGACUAAUUUUAUUUGGUCCAUACACCCGCAUUAAUGUGCCUUAGUGCAUGCAUGUGUAGAUGCGUGCCUAAAUUGCCAUAAUGCGUGUUAGGGUAAUGCACAUUAAGUUCAGGUGCGUGUAAAAGCACAUAUAGAACCCACCUAGUAAGCUUUUAGCUCUCUUGAUUGUCUUUCAAAGUAAGAAAGGGGUCAAUUCAAGUGCCCCGCCAUCAGUAACUUGCACCAUAUUCCACACACUUGUCUUAUUUUAACGUGUACAGAUGAUUGGAAAAUGUGCUAUAAACAGAAAACAGAGAAACAAGCCCAAAGCACCGGUCAGAAACUGUUAUUUCACACUAAUAAAUGUGUGAAAAGGCUGACUCAACAAGGUUACUGAGGCUAGAAAAAAAACCACUGGGGUCAUUUAAGAAAGCUUUGGAAGCUUUCCUAGAGGAAUGGGGAUUCUAAAAAGGGGCAUGUGUCCAUGGGUUUCAGUGACUACACCUCUUUUCAUCAGAAGUUUACUUGUAGCUCUGAUGUUUGUUUUUUUUUAACUAUCAGAAUUUGACACUGAAUCUUAAUAUGCACAAGUAAUGUGUAAAUUUUUUUAUAAUUUUCUAAAGCACUUGGGUGAUUUAGCAGCCCAUUUACUUCCUUUUGAAAUCAGUGGGAGGUAGGUACCCAAACUACUUGGAUACCUAGUCAAAUUUUUCCAAAGCACCUCUCCCAUUCAAAACUGGUCUUGAGCACUGUUGAAAGCGUUGCCUAACAGGGAACAGUGCAUCUGAGGAGCAAAGAUAAUGACAUGCUGGGUGAAAAAUGCUUUCUGAUUAAAUAAAUAACAAACUUAAAGCCAUCAUGUCAGUGGCUUGUUUUCACACCUCCACUGGAAUAUGCACACUCUUUCAUCAACGGAGAAUACUUGAUGUUUUGAAGUAGUUGCUGCUUAGUUAAUGUGGUUGUCCAUACGUUGAAUUGUCUCACACAGUUUAAGAAGUGUUUCUUGUUUGACCAGUAAAUCUAGUGCAGAUUCUCAGUGGUUGUUGUAAUCAAAAUUUGCAUAAUGACAAUAGCUUGUCAGUAAAACCGUGUUUGAGGAAACAGUGGGGAACUUCAAGCCUAAACAUAAUGGGACAAGUUGCCUGGGCCAUAUUAAUUCUGAAUGAACUCUAUCCCCAUGCACAUAAUAGGAAGAGAGACCAUAAAUCUGUAUGGGAUAUACAGGCUAAAAACCUGUAUGGAUUUAUUUUGAAUGCAUGAAUUUUACUAUAUGUAUGUUUCAGCCAGUGAAACAGGAGUUGAGAUUGUAUCAAUUGGUAUGAUAGGACUAGAUUCUUGCCAUGUUCCAGAAUCCACUAGUAACAAGACAAUGGGUGAAGCAGUGCCUAUAUUGCACAGAAUGGGGUCAUUGUAUUUGCCACUGUUCUUAUACAACACACUGAAUUUGCUGACCUUUCUUUCUGAAAAUAAACACAAAAUUGACUGA
This is a messenger RNA of Gavialis gangeticus (Gharial), 5330 nucleotides long. RefSeq names its product copper metabolism domain containing 1 (gene COMMD1). Gene Ontology annotation, cellular component: endosome. Gene Ontology annotation, biological process: regulation of proteasomal ubiquitin-dependent protein catabolic process; positive regulation of protein ubiquitination; copper ion homeostasis. NCBI's taxonomy places the organism in Eukaryota, Metazoa, Chordata, Crocodylia, Gavialidae. The record is from RefSeq and is a predicted model, not a curated record. Bases 25 to 600 code for a protein of 191 amino acids. The transcript is spliced from 3 exons.